AUGUUCAUACUUCUAACCAACUCAUUGCACUGUUCGUGCACUGAAUUCAAAUUUCUUAGCAGACCAGGUAUGAUGGCUUUAGCCCUAGCACACAUUAGGGGAUCAAGCCACCCAAUAAACCUACAAACGGAAUCAUUCAUAGGGCAUGCAAAAAAACUCCUUCCUGGAUUCAAAGGGGUCCAAGACGUUUUCACCACAACAACUUUUCCACAAAAACAUAGCACCAUUUUUGUUGUAACAGAGCUCAAGAAGAAGAAGGGUAGAAGAAAAGAGACGUUAGGGAAUGUUGGGGAAGAAGAUCACAGGAAGUGGGGUUAUCACUUCGACGGAGAAAGCUCAUUGCUUCCGACGAUGGCGCCAAUGGCGGUCGCCGUUACAUCUAUUCCAACGGGUUAUAAUUUUCUUUCUUUCUGUCGUUCUCCAUCCAUAACCACCAUUCCCCUAUCUCCAUCUUCGUCAAUGUCUCUCUUUUCUUCUGGAACCACCUCAACCUCACCACUGAUUUAUUGUGGAAGAGGGGACAAGAAGACUGCCAAAGGAAAGCGAUUCAAUCACUCCUUCGGGAAUGCGAGACCAAGAAACAAGAAGAAGGGGAGAGGACCACCGAGAGUGCCUGUUCCACCAGCUCCACCGAGGAAGGAUCGAUUUGACGACGGCGAAGUUGUCAAAAUUGAGAUAGAUGAGUCCCUCUUCUCCAGCUAAACAUCUGUUUGUAUGAAUUUCUUUGUUUUCGUGUUAUUAAAUACUAGUAUGUUGUAAACCAACAUUGGAAUUUGGAAGAGAUUACUCAACUUUGUUUCUUACCACUAAUAUUGUGUAAUCUGAAGGGG
Molecule: messenger RNA, 830 nt
Organism: Lactuca saligna
Lineage: Eukaryota; Viridiplantae; Streptophyta; Magnoliopsida; Asterales; Asteraceae
Source: the annotation of a GenBank genome assembly